This is a messenger RNA of Talaromyces rugulosus, 1734 nucleotides long. RefSeq lists its product as uncharacterized. The record is from RefSeq and is a predicted model, not a curated record. Gene Ontology annotation, biological process: DNA replication; double-strand break repair via break-induced replication; DNA replication initiation. Lineage: Eukaryota; Fungi; Ascomycota; Eurotiomycetes; Eurotiales; Trichocomaceae. Gene Ontology annotation, molecular function: DNA replication origin binding; single-stranded DNA binding. The transcript is spliced from 2 exons. The coding region runs from base 1 to 1734 and encodes 577 amino acids. Gene Ontology annotation, cellular component: DNA replication preinitiation complex.
AUGCCGGCUACCACAGUUUUGAGCACUGCCGAAGCCGCCCAGUUAAACACACUUCGCGUCGAGUUGAAACAAUGGGAGAAAUCAUUUUCGGACGCGAAUGACGGAAAGAAAGCGGGUAGACACGAUAUCAAGCAGGAUCCGGAUAUAGCUGCAAAAUACAAGACCUACGGCAGGCUUCGCGCUCUUGAAUCUUCGUCGUCAUCGUCGCAUCCCAAGUCUGAGUCUAGGCACAAUAAGGAAGUCGAAAGAACGCCGUCCAAGUCUGACCAGCAUAACAAUGCUCGAAUCAAACGCAAACAUGCCGCUUCCCUGGGACCAGAUGGGAUCGAAGACGGACGGAAACAGGACCACCACACACCCAAGAAAUCGCGAGGAAACCUAUUUACGCCCGCAAAGAAUCGCACUGUCAAUGAUCCUAAUCACCCGGCGACUUUGGACCCCUAUGACUCGCCUUCUGUAUUCCGUCGCUUGUUCAGUCCGUCCACACAUCGUCAGACACUGCCAUCCCCGGUCCCUCUAAAGAAUUCCAUCGGCCCAACUCCGCAGCGCGACGGAAAGGCAUUGGGUCUUUUUGAUUUGUUAUCAGCGUCCGGCGGGAGCACUGCAACACCAUCCGCGAAGCGUAUGACUAUGGUAGGGGAGGAUAUGAUAAAGACGCCAUCCGGCGGAAAGCGGAAGCGACUAGACAAUAUUGCUGAAAAGGACGAUAAUGAUGAUGACGAAAACGACGACAACGAACGAAUGAUUCGCAUGGGCCGCACACCAGCCUCAUCAAGCAAGAAACUGUACCUCGAGCGACUUUUCGCGACGCCUACUACUAUGCGAUUCGCAACCAUGGUUGAAGAUGAAGAAAGACAGCUGCCAGGAGCAUCACAAGGAGGUCCCCCCGGUGUAGCAGAAGAAACUCGGACUGAGACGAACCCAUUGAGCUCCGAAACACCGAGCUUCCUGCGACGAUCUAAUUCGGGGAGGUAUAUCCCCAACGCUAAUCCUUCACAUGGGUUAAGUCCGGUUGGGGUGCGAAAGCCCCAGCGCUUCGUCGGCAAGGGCCUCAGUGCUUUGGUGCAAGGGCUGCGCGACAUGGAAGAGGAACGCAUGCAGGACGACUGGGAUGUAUUGAAAGAACUCGAAACAGAGCAAGAUCCAAAUGGCCCAGAACAAAACGUCCAAGUCGGCGACAGCCAAGCUGCGACAAACAACAAUAGCAUGGAUCCUCCAGAGGGUGGACGGGUAUGGAAGAAGAAAGCGCCUAAAAGAACUACACGACUAGUCAGGAUGAAGCCUGUCAUACAAUCCAAACCCAAGACCACUGCACAAGCAACCACGAAACACGCAGCCAUCAAUCACUCCUUCAAUCCGGCGGCGUCUGGACAAGAUCAACCAGGUGAAGAUGAUGAUGAAGAAGAAGAUCUAGAAGAUUUCAUCCCCGACGACUCCGACGAUUCUGACUUUGCCGAGUCCACCACCAAGAAACCGAAAGCCACAUCAAGCUUCUCCGAAAAGAUCAAGGCGAUGAUCUCCGAUGUCAAAAACAAAAACCCGCUCGCCAACGUAACGACCAAAGCGAAAAAUACAAGCACCACCACAGCAAAAUCCGAUAAUGUAAAAUCAAUACCAGCAGAAAAGGAACCUAAGAAAAGAAAGGUUAAUCCCGACGCCCAUGCCAAUUACCGAUCAUUAAAGAUCCGAUCCAAGGGGCAGGGCCGGUUUGGAAAAAGGUUUGGACGGCGUUAG